ACAGAAUUACCGAAAAACAAAAAGAUCUGUGUUACAUUGUGGCCAAGAGAAGCCGUUGGCUUAAUAAAAGAGCACGCCGUGCUAAAAACCCAAAACGUUGUCUCAAGUGAGUCUGUUGGAGGGCAGGAGGGGUGGCACUCACUUGCCACAACCCCAUUAGGGGAUAUAAUAUGGUAUGAGCACAUUUCAUGUACAUAUAUAUAAGCAAGAAGGUCCUCGGAUCGAAACCGGCCUGGCCCUGUCUUCCCGUGUCCGCGUGUAUUUCCUCCUCCGGGUGCUCCGAUUUCCUCCCACAGUCCAAAGACAUGCAGGGCCUCAGGACUGGUGUCGGAUGCCAAGCAACAGGAGGAGAGCCUGCCAGCUUCUUUGCAUAACCUCUGAUGAAAGUUAGUGGAUUGUGCCUGUUAAUUUCCCAGCAUGUUUCAGGAAUGCAGCACCAUGUCAUCAAAUUUCCGCUAAAAGACCAGGCUACUCCCCACCCAGUUUCUGUUGAGAAAUAUUUGAUAAUCCUGCCACAGGGAAGUUCCCCCUCUUCCUAGUAAACCACAACCCUAUCUAAUAAGUUUUAAGAUAACAGAAUUGUUGUGUUAAGAAAACAAUACAGAUAAAUUCUCACAGAGGACCCAUGGUGACCAACUGUAGUGCCCUGAAUAUGUGACAAGAGUUUUUACCUGACAGCACAAACUGAUGCAUAAAACAGAUAGCAGAAAUUGCUCUCUGUUUGUGCAACCCCCUUCCCCCACCCUACAGGAAUACAUACGCCCAACAUUAUACAGGUCAUCAGCACCCCCCAGACAUACAAACAUGGCAGUCACACCAUGCAUUUGACAACUGCAUGAAGGCCUGUGGGGUCAUCAGCAGUGGCUAUGAAUAGUACAAGUUGGCAUGGAAACCUUCCUCAGAACCACUGGGUGACAUUGCAUGAGGGAAAGCCUGGCAUAUGCACUCUGGCCAGCCAGGUCAAAGUAGAGCCUAUAAAUAAGACAGCCCUGGCACAGGCAGCACCCUUGUAGUCCUGGCCUGGUAAGACUCCGUGGCGGCGACUGGAACUGGCUCCUUGCAGCCUCUUGGGAGUGACUCCAUCACCUGAUUCCAGUGCCGGGAUUUCCACCCUGCUGUGCCCCAAGGGGAACGCUUCUCGGGUCACUGCGGAGGUGGGGGUGCUUUCUGGUCUGCAGCAUUUUUCCGACCCUGGUGCUACCUCAGUGACGGUGGAGUCAUAGAUGCCAGGUGCAGUCGGGGCUGACAGCAGGGAAACGGGUUUGAGUGUCGGAGUUGUCAUGGCGAUACCUUUGAUCCGUACCACUCGUACACCUCAGGAGGGACAGGAGCUGGCUGCAAUAUCCCAAAACAGAGAAGUGCUUGUGAAACACCAGCUACACCUGAAGAAGCAGAGGGACACGGUGGCAUACCGGAUGGACAAACUGACCGCAAAACAAGCUGAUAUCAGCAGGAAAACAGGGGCACUGAAAGACCAUAUGAAGAGGAAGUAUGAGGAGAUGCAGAAAGUGCUGGAGGAGGACCUGCAGAUGUCUCUGACCCAGAUAGACAUGGAGGCUGAGGCAGCCGUGAGCUUCCUGGAGAAGAACUUUGAGAGCUGCUACCUGCUGUCCCAGGACCUGGCUCUGGAGCUGUCUGAACUGAGCCUGCACCUGGAAAGGGACAAGCCUGAGCCCUAUGACCAGAAUUCUGAAACAGAGGGGCGGAUAGCAGAGGUUUUGAAGGUCAUCGAUCCUGACCAGUUCCAGCUGGAUGUGUUUAAGGCUGAACAGCUCCUGAGUUCAGCCAACAAUCUGCUGCUGUUCAUUCGCGCCCAGAUUCCUGUCACGAAGAAACUUUUCAAGAGCUAUACUUCGGAGGUGGCCCUGGAUCCGGACACAGCGCACCCAAAGCUGGUCAUCUCACCGAAUGGUGACCGUGCUUCCUACACCGACAUCUGGCAGGAGCUACAGGAGAGCCCCGCCCGCUUUGACACAACCCUCAAUGUCAUCAGCCGGGAAGGCUUCAUGCUGGGCCGGCACUACUGGGAGGUGGACGUGGGUGGGAAGACAUACUGGGAGGUGGGCCUGACCUAUCCCAGCAUCCCCCGCAAAGGGAAGGAGAAAGACUGCUGGCUGGGGAGGGGAGUGGACUCCUGGUGCAUGGAGUUCUUCGAUGGCGUCUACACUGCCUGGCACGGGGGUGUAGCCCACAAACUGGACGUGACUCAAUGGUUCAAGAGGAUUGGAAUCUUCUGUAGCUUCCCUGGGGGUACGGUCUCCUUCUUGGGCAUGGACAGCAUGACCCCACUCUUUACCUUCUGUGCUGGGACCUUCGCCGAUGCCCUGUACCCGGCUGUGUGCCCUGGCCAUGAUCACAACGGCACCAACAUCGCACCCAUACGAAUCUGUGACGCCCUGCGGUCAGCCUCCACUUUCUGAGUUUUACUAACUUUCAUGAUUUUCUGGGUUGCCAUUCACCAGAUUAUCCAUCAGCAGCCCAUUCCUUUUUCAAAUUGAAGUGUUUGUUGUAAAUAUAUGCUACAGUACCUUCCUUCACAGAUUAUAAUAAAGCCAUUCAUUAACAUAACAACUGGUUAUAAAAACCAAAAGCAUAUUUAUCUUGAAUUAAAUAAUUUCCACGUGCCCAAAGAUAAAAGGACAUUUAGAGGUGGUCCAUUAAAGAAAUCAGCUGCUAUGAUCCAUAUGGAAGCUGCCUGCCAUGGCUGCCAAUCUUGUGAAAUGAUUAAAAAAAACAGAUUCCAGAAAGUCAACAAAUUAAUGGCUAGUUCUAAUGCGGAUUUAGACUGGGAUAUUAUGAAAUUUCUUUACUGUCCUUAGAAAGUGUAGCUCAUCGUGUAAAAUUUCCCUCAUGAAUAUAUGACUGCUUACCAUUGCUUUUAAAAGGAAUAUUUCUAACAAUGACGCUAUCUGGGUGCACUGAGCAUCUACAAUGUUAAAGUUCUUUCCCAAGUACAGUGUGUGCAUGUGCCCAGGGUGUGUGCCAGAGAUAAUGCUUUUUGGCAGUGAUGCAUACAUUCAAUUACACUAACACAAGUCUGCUUUCCUUGUAAGGGCUUGAUCCUGAGGGGCUCAGUAGAGCCUGCUAUUAAUUCUUGAGGAUUUUUCCGGGGGUUGUCAGUGUUGUUCUUUUAAUAAAGAAAAUGACUUUUCUCAGUUUUCUCUUACUCUG
This is a messenger RNA of Anguilla anguilla (European eel), 3171 nucleotides long. RefSeq names its product E3 ubiquitin-protein ligase TRIM39. The record is from RefSeq and is a predicted model, not a curated record. The transcript has 7 exons. NCBI's taxonomy places the organism in Eukaryota, Metazoa, Chordata, Actinopteri, Anguilliformes, Anguillidae. The coding region runs from base 1224 to 2420 and encodes 398 amino acids. Gene Ontology annotation, molecular function: protein binding.